Molecule: messenger RNA, 1766 nt
Organism: Rhagoletis pomonella (apple maggot)
Lineage: Eukaryota; Metazoa; Arthropoda; Insecta; Diptera; Tephritidae
Product: mitochondrial ornithine transporter 2
Exons: 5
Coding region: 365-1333 (322 amino acids)
Biological process (GO): mitochondrial L-ornithine transmembrane transport
Molecular function (GO): L-ornithine transmembrane transporter activity
Source: RefSeq, a predicted model, not a curated record
CGCCAGCAGAAAAACACUUCACGCUCUCGCUGAUAAGAAGCGGACGUUGUCGGCAAAACAAAGCGCAAGCAAUACACAUACAUGCGAUUGGAGUCGCUUGGCGCAGUAUUCCAGAGCAGUCAUCAAGUAGCGGUCGCACUCAGCUGAUCAUUCAGAUAUUUGAUCAUCCAGCCACGACAACGUGUACGCUGUCAAAUCUCGAGAGUUUCAUUUCACGAUUAAAGUGGUCACAUACAUACAUAGGCUUGGAAGAUAAGCUUUUGAAGUGUGGAAAAUUGGAGACGCCGCUGCUAGUCGAAAGCUGUUGAGCGGCGAAACUAUUGAUUUAUCUUUAAAUACAUAUUUUAAGUAAAGUUAGUGGAAAAUGUUUUGGGAGAAAAAAGAACCGGAGCCACCACCGCCACCUAGUGUUUUGCGUAGUCGAUUCAUUGAGUUUGUGGCGGGGUCAUUGGGUGGCGCAGCGCAGGUGUAUGUCUCCCAGCCGUUGGACACUGUCAAGGUGAAACAACAAACAUUUCCAUUUCUCUACAAGAAUAUGUUUGAUUGCUUCGUUAGUACCUACAAGAAGGACGGCAUUAUCCAUGGCCUGUAUGCGGGUAGUGUUCCCGCAGUAAUCGCCAAUGUCGCUGAGAACUCUGUGUUAUUCGCUGCCUAUGGUGGUUGUCAAUCAUUUGUAGCAUAUCUUGUUGGAAAGACACACACUAAUCAAUUGAAUACAACAGAAAAUGCUUUUGCUGGCUUCUUUGCGGCAUUUUUCUCGACAUUCGCGCUCUGUCCAACGGAGUUGGUUAAGUGUAAAUUACAGGCGAUACGCGAGUCGGCGGAAUGUUGUCCAGGCAUACCAGCUAACGAACAUAUCACACCAUGGAAGCUAACUAGAAUUAUUUACAAAACAGAUGGUAUUCCCGGCUUUUUCCGCGGUCUCACGUCAACUUUUAUGCGUGAAAUGCCCGGCUACUAUUUCUUCUUUGGCAGCUAUGAGGCAACGCGCGAAUUUCUUACAGAGCCCGGACAAUCAAAGGACGAGAUUGGUCCACUUAAUACAAUGAUUGCUGGCGCUGUUGGUGGCGUUAUGCUGUGGACAUCGAUUUUCCCUGCUGAUGUUAUCAAGAGUCGCAUACAAGUGCAGAAUCUGAAUCGUGGCAUGUUGUCUGUGGGUCUUGAUAUUUUACGCAAAGAAGGCAUUUGGGCGCUUUACAAUGGACUGUUGCCUUCAGUGCUGCGUACCAUUCCGGCAACCGCAACACUAUUUGUAGUCUAUGAAUAUACGAAAAAGACGCUUCACGAGCACUUAGAUGCGCUGAACGUUCCGAAGGACGGAAACAAGAAAUAGUCGUUUGUCAUAAUUACUUUUAAAUUGUGUUCCUUACAUAUGUAUGUCUGUAUGCACAGAAUUCGCUAAUUUAUUUUGACAUACAUUCAUUUGUAAAUUUAUGCUAAAAAUUUAUGGCGUUCACUAAUUUUCGUUUCAAGAACUGCUGACGAUCCAAUGGGGUUUCUUGUGCGCGCCAUUCGUGCCAAUAUAUCUGCAAUAAUAAAGUAGUCGAUAUAGUAAAUAUUCGUAGUUAAUUUUAAGUACAACUCAAUUUAGCAUAAUUUGGUUUAAAAAAGCGUACAAUUUAACUAUGAAUAUGUAUGUAUGUAAAUGUAAAAUGUUGUCCAUGAUGAAUGUAUGUUCAUUUUAAGAUAAGAAUUUGUAAGGUCAAUAUACAUUUUAUAAACUCAUUAAAAACACAAAAGUUGCAAGAAUGCAAUAUGUACGGCUU